AUGGGUCAUUUUCCGAAUUCAAAUGGUUUCUUGUACAUUCUAGUGGCGGUGGAUUAUGUCUCGAAAUGGAUUGAAGCUAUUGCACAAGAACAAAUGAUCAUUCGGUUGUUUGCAAAUUUGUUCAAUCCAACAUCUUUUCCCGUUUUGAGGUACAACGUGAAUCACCGGGUUGCUACACCAUACCAUCCACAAACUAGUGGACAAGUCGAAGGGUCCAACCAUCAAAUUAAAGAAAUUCUCAUGAAGACGGUUCGAAUGGAUAGGAAAGAUUGGUUAAACAAACUCGACGAUGCAUUGUGGGCAUAUCGGACGACCUACAGAACUCCAAUUGGUACAACUCCUUACCGAAUGGUGUAUGGAAAGGGUUGUCUCUUACCAAUGGAGUUAGCUCAUCGGGCACAUUGGGCAAUCAAGACGGUGAACUCAGAUUAUGAUGAAGCGGGAAAGAUGCGGAAGUUGCAACUAAGUGAGAUAGAAUAA
Helianthus annuus (common sunflower) is the source of this 480-nucleotide messenger RNA. RefSeq lists its product as uncharacterized. The coding region runs from base 1 to 480 and encodes 159 amino acids. Gene Ontology annotation, molecular function: nucleic acid binding. Lineage: Eukaryota; Viridiplantae; Streptophyta; Magnoliopsida; Asterales; Asteraceae. Gene Ontology annotation, biological process: DNA integration. The transcript has 2 exons. The record is from RefSeq and is a predicted model, not a curated record.